AUGAAAGAAAAUAAGCCGCUGCCUUCUUCUGCAAAGGACAAACUGAACCCUCAACUCCAAAGGGCUGUGAGCCAAUUCCUUUACACCAUUUUGUAAUGGAGGAGAGAGCCACCUAACCCACCCAGCCCAAACACUGUACUCAAGUUCCUUUCUUAAUCAGCCUUUUUAAAAGGAAACAUGCAGACAGACACUACUUUCUUUUUGGGGGAAGGGAGGUAGAUAGAUAAUUUAUUAUGGUCAAAGACCAGCUCAUGUAACAACACAAUAAAAACAGCGUUCAUAAAGAUAAAAUAUACAAUCGGAGCAAACUGCAGCAGUAGCUCAUGAGAUAUAUACAUACACCCGUACAACUGAGAUUUGGGCUACCAUAAAAAAUUGACCCUGAGGCGCCCCAAAGGGCAACUCCAGCAUUUCCCUAGUAAGCUAUUUUAUUCUAGAGGAUGAUCUGGGCGCAGAAUCUGGCUACCAGCCAGGUCGUCUUGUGAUCUUUGCCUAAGAGGAGAAAAUUAAGUUUAGACUUGUCUGAAAGAUCAGCGAGCCUCUUCAGCAAAGGAUCAAUGGUGUCUCUACGGAUCUCAACAUAAAAAGGACAUCUAAAAAAUAUAUGUUUGGGGCUUCCUAUUUCCCCUAAUGGGCAGGCGCAAAGUGUAGGUGCAUACGGGACUCUUCUAUAGGAGCCUUCCAGAACCGGUGAGGGCAAGGCCGAGCUUCUAGCAAGAGUAAAAGCCCUUCUUUCAUUUCUGGAUGUGAGGAAAUAGAGAUUUGUUGCUGGAGCGGCAACGUAUCUCCCGUUUUCUAUGAUUUUAUAAUCAGGGACCCUUGUACAGUCCUGUUGUCUCUCUAUGUCCAUGAUUCUUUGCCUAACACAGAUCUAGCUUGGCCCAGGUCCGUACUUAUGAGGGUUUGGGGAGCAAGGCCCAAUUUCUGAAGAGGGUUUAAGACUGCUGUCUGCCAGCCAGACUGAAACUGGUCGCUCAGAAUCAAUGGGGCUAUUCCUUGGGGAAGCAAUUUCAGAGUUAGCCACAUAUAUUGAUGUUAGACUAAUAUGAGCUUCAACUUUCAUCAUGCCUGUUGCUAGUCUGACCCAUGCAUUUGAAACGCAUCUAGGAACUUGUAGAAGGGCUCUGAGGACUUUGGAUUGCACUCUUUCAAGGGGAGGGGUGGAAGAAACCGUUUACUAGAAAUCAUGUGUUAUCUCAGAACCUAAUUCAGAGUGAGACUUUCCGUUUCAGUUUCUGCUCUCUGCCUUUAAAUAUAAGGAGAGGCACAAGUGUUUGCUAGCUGGAGCUGAGAAGUCUUUCUGCUGUUCCUACAGAGAAAAGAAGGUAGGCUCUACUCCUUUCUACCUGAGAUGCAAAGCAUACAGAUCUUAUGUGAAUGCUUAGAGUUUGUGUACAUUUCAUGAACUCUUCCUUAUUAAAUGGAAUUUCCAAUUGUGAAAGAUCCCACCCCAUAUUUGGGGUGAUAUUAGUAUCCACUGUGUGCCGAACUCUGGGGUCCCUUCAGUACAAAUAUAUAUCAUGUGGGAAGAACACAAAAAAGUACAAUGCCCGGGAUGCUCCUCUGCUAAGGAAGAAAGGAGACAGAAGGGAAAGCAGUGAGUGGGAGGAGGCAGGCAGACAAAUGGAGGAGGAGGGAGGGAGGGAGGGAGGGAGGGAAGCGGAGGGAAGCACACCUGACCCCAGUGGCCCUGGAGGAAGUCACUGGCAGAGCGUGAAAGGCAACAAAAAGAAGCCGUUUCUGGUCCAUGAUCUAUUCCAGCUUCAGAGGCACCAAUGCAGCCCCUUGCCAAGGGCUCAAGAUCUGCUUGUGGCUCUCCCUUUUCUGCAGCUGCUCCAUCUCCCUCACACAAGUAUCAUCCCAAACCUUCCAGAGCAUUUCCUGCAUGCAAAAAUGUCUGGCUGUGUGUGCGCCUACAAAUCUGGGCGCAGAAUCUGGCUACCAGCCAGGUCAACUUGUGAUCUUUGCCUAAGAGGAGGGAAUUAAGUUUAGACUUGUCUGAAAGAUCAGCGAGCCUCUUCAGCAAAGGAUCAAUGGUGUCUCUACGGAUCUCAACAUAAAAAGGACAUCUAAAAAAUGUAUGUUUGGGGCUUCCUAUUUCCCCUAAUGGGCAGGCGCAAAGUGUAGGUGCAUACGGGACUCUUCUAUAGGAGCCUUCCAGAACCGGUGAGGGCAGGGCCAAGCUUCUAGCAAGAGUAAAAGCCCUUCUUUCAUUUCUGGAUGUGAGGAAAUAGAGAUAUGUUGCUGGAGCGGCAACGUAUCUCCCGUUUUCUAUGAUUUUAUAAUCAGGGACCCUUGUACAGUCCUAUUGACUUGCUAUGUCCAUGAUUCUUUGCCUAACCACAGAUCUAGCUUGGCCCAGGUCCAUAGUUAUGAGGGUUUGGGGAGCAGGUCCAAUUUCUGAAGAGGGUUUAAGACUGCUGUCUGCCAGCCAGACUGAAACUGGUCGCUCAGAAUCAAUGGGGCUAUUCCUUGGGGAAGCAGUUUCAGAGUUAGCCACUUAUAUAUUGAUGUUAGACUAAUAUGAAUUUUGUCUUUCAUCAUGCCUGUUGCUAGUCUGACCCAUGCAUUUGAAACGCAUCUAGGAACUUGUAGAAGGGCUCUGAGGACUUUGGAUUGCACUCUUUCAAGGGGAGGGGUGGAAGAAACCGUUUACUAGAAAUCAUGUGUUCUCUCAGAACCUAAUUCAGAGUGAGACUUUCCGUUUCAGUUUCUGCUCUCUGCCUUUAAAUAUAGGAGAGGCCCAAGUGUUUGCUAGCUGGAGCUGAGAAGUCUUUCUGCUGUUCCUACAGAGAAAAGAAGGUAGGCUCUACUCCUUAAUCCCAAUCUUUAAUUUAAUAAAAUGUUAAAAUAUAUAACUUCAACUUUUUUAAACCUAAUCCUUGAUCUUAAUAUCAUAUAACUUUAAAAUUUUCCCUUUUAAUAUCAAAUUUCCAUUUCUUUAAACAUCUUUAAUCUUGCUCUUUAGUCUUAAUCUAUCAUUAACUUUAACCUGUGCAGCUGGAAACCGCUUGUUUUCAAUCCAACAUCACUCUAACAUUCCUUAAUUUUGCAGUGUUUCUGAAGAUAGUCUUUGAAUUUCUUCCAGUCUUCCUCCAUCGACUCUUCUCCCUGGUCACGGAUUCUACCAGUCAUUUCCGCCAAUUCCAUAUAGUCCAUAAGUUUCAUCUGCCAUUCCUCCAGCGUGGGAAGUUCUUGUGUCUUCCAAUACUUUGCGAUGAGUAUUCUUGCUGCUGUUGUUGCAUACAUAAAGAAAGUUCUAUCCUUUUUUAACACCAUUUGGCCGACUAUGCCCAGGAGAAAGGCCUCUGGUUUCUUAGGGAAGGUAUACUUAAAUACCUUUUUUAAUUCAUUAUAUAUCAUAUCAUUAUAUACCUGAGAUGCAAAGCAUACAGAUCUUAUGUGAAUGCUUAGCGUUUGUGUACAUUUCAUGAACUCUUCCUUAUUAAAUGUGCUUAUAACAUGUGCUAAAAGUCAAAUUAAAUUGCGCGAAAUAAAUUUGCUGGUAAGCGACUGAAUCCCACCCUAAAAUAGCAAGUCUGGAACCACCCACAGUUUGCAGCUGAAGUAGAAAAACAAAAAUUGUGAUUUGGUAUAAGACAACUUUUGAAAGCUGAACAGGUUCUAAUUCUUUCUCCCCUCCUCUUGCUCUUUAAAUAAAAUGUUUCUUUCACAGACUGCUGCUUUAAGAGAUGAUGUCCAGCUAUGA
This is a messenger RNA of Podarcis lilfordi (Lilford's wall lizard), 3709 nucleotides long. NCBI's taxonomy places the organism in Eukaryota, Metazoa, Chordata, Lepidosauria, Squamata, Lacertidae. The record is from the annotation of a GenBank genome assembly.